AUGAUGAGCAGCGGCUGCUCGUCCCCGUGCGAGGUGUCCUGUCCCCAGCCCUACGCGGACGCCUGGAGCCAGCCCUGUGUCACCUCCUGCGGGGACUCGCGGGCCGUGGUCUACCCUCCGCCCGUGGUCAUCACCUUCCCAGGGCCCAUCCUCAGCUCCUUUCCCCAGGAGAGCUUUGUGGGCACCUCCUUCCCGUCAGGGGCCAUGGGAGCUUCUGGGUCUGGGGGCGCCAUUGGGGGGGGAUCCUACGGAGGGGGCAGCGGCUCCAUGGGGGGACUUGGGGGAUCCCUUGGAGGCAGUUCCAUGGGUGGAUCCUACGGAGGCGGUUCCAUGGGUGGAUCCUAUGGAGGUAGUUCCCUGGGUGGAAUUGGGGGAUCCCUUGGAGGCGGUUCCAUGCGUGGAUCCUAUGGAGGCGGCUCCAUGGGUGGAUCCUAUGGAGGCGGCUCCAUGGGUGGAUCCUACGGAGGCAGCUCCAUGGGGGGAAUUGGGGGAUCCCUUGGAGGCGGUUCCAUGGGUGGAUCCUACGGAGGCUGCUCCAUGGGUAGAUCCUACGGAGGGAGCAGAUCCUUUGGGAGCAGAAGAUCCUUCGGCUCCUCAGGCGGCGGCUUUGGGGGCUCCUACGGCGGGGGCAGCUCCUUUGGGGGCGGCUCCUGCGGAGGGGGAUCCUACGGAGGGGGCAGCUCCAGCUCCAGGAGGUUUGGAGGAGGAAACUGUGGCUUCUUUUAUUUCUGA
Molecule: messenger RNA, 732 nt
Organism: Motacilla alba alba
Lineage: Eukaryota; Metazoa; Chordata; Aves; Passeriformes; Motacillidae
Product: keratin, type I cytoskeletal 9-like
Exons: 1
Coding region: 1-732 (243 amino acids)
Cellular component (GO): intermediate filament
Molecular function (GO): structural constituent of cytoskeleton
Source: RefSeq, a predicted model, not a curated record